Molecule: messenger RNA, 3010 nt
Organism: Cyprinus carpio (common carp)
Lineage: Eukaryota; Metazoa; Chordata; Actinopteri; Cypriniformes; Cyprinidae
Product: periodic tryptophan protein 1 homolog
Biological process (GO): rRNA processing
Cellular component (GO): nucleus
Molecular function (GO): protein binding
Source: RefSeq, a predicted model, not a curated record
UGUGUCUCGGCGCCGAUGUGACGUCAUCACGGCGCGACUACAGCUCGGAGAAUCCUCGUGUGUUGUUUUUACCGUCAUAAAUCCGUACCGAAUAAACCAUGAGCUCUCAAAUAACGUGCGUCGGAUGGGUGAAGCGCGGGGUCGCUAAAGAAACGCCGGAUAAAGUUGAGUUGAGCAAAGAAGAGCUGCAGCGCAUCAUAUCGGAGGCUAAACAGCAGUUAGCGGAUGCUGGUGAUGAGGAGGAGGAGGUGGAGGAUAAAGGUGUUGUCAGUGAAGAGGCAUCAGCUCCUGCUGCUAGUGAAGAUAUAAAAGAGGAGAGAGAUGAUGAGGAAGAGGAUGAUGAGCUUGCAGAGUACGGACUGGACAAAUAUGAUGAAGAAGACAUAGCCACAUCAAAUCUUGGAGACAGUCUGGCAGGGCUGACGGUGUUUGGCACCAAUGAAGAGGAUCCGUACGUCACCAUCAAAGACACCGAUCAGUACGAGCGGGAGGAUUUUCAGAUUAAACCCACCGAUAACCUGAUUCUAGCCGGACGGGCCGAGAAAGACUGCUGUAACCUGGAGGUUUACGUGUAUAACUCGGAGGAAGACUCUCUGUAUGUGCAUCAUGACAUCCUGCUGCCCGCGUAUCCGCUGUGUGUGCAGUGGCUGAACUUUGACCCUAAUCCAGAGGAAGGGCGAGGGAAUUACGCAGCUGUAGGGAACAUGACGCCUGUGAUAGACGUCUGGGAUCUGGAUGUAGUGGAUUGUUUGGAGCCGGUCUUCUCGCUCGGCAGCAAGAAGAAGAAGAAAGCAAAGAAGGCGGCUGAACCCGUCGACGGACACACGGAGGCUGUGCUGGAUCUGUCCUGGAACAGUCUGGUCAGGAAUGUUCUAGCGAGCGCGUCCGCGGAUGAGACGGUGAUCCUGUGGGAUAUGGAGAAGGGAAAACCAGCGGCGACCCUCACAAAACACACCGAUAAAGUUCAGACGCUGAAAUUCCACCCGUUUGAGGCUCAAACUCUUCUCAGUGGAUCUUACGACAAGUCUGCGACCCUGUACGACUGCCGCAGUCCUGAUGACAGCCAUCGGAUCUGGCGCUUCAGUGGACAGGUGGAGCGCGUUGUUUGGGACCAUUUCUCUCCGUGCAACUUCCUGGCGAGUACAGAGGACGGCUUCGUUUAUUGUCUGGACGCUCGUUCUGAUAAAGCCGUGUUCACACUCAGAGCUCACGAUGGAGAAGUUUCAGGGAUGGAUCUGAGCAGUCAGAUCCGCGGCUGUCUGGUCACGUCUUCAGCAGACAAACACGUGAAGAUCUGGGACGUCCUGGGAAACAAACCCGCCCUGAUCCACUCCAGAGACAUGAAGAUGGGCGUUUUGUUCUGCGGCUCCUGUUGUCCGGAUCUGCCGUUCGUCUAUGCGUUCGGAGGACAGAAGGACGGGCUGCGCGUCUGGGACAUCAGCGACGUCGCUGCAGUCGCGGAAGCUUUCAGAAGUCGGGAACGUUUGGUGGCAAAUACAGUAUCCGGAGCGUCCGGCAGUGAGAUGGACGUCUCAUAACCACCCACUUUAUGUGAGACCGAAUCAUCGACGGGACGCACAGAAGACUGAAAAUCAUAUCAACCAGCGAUUCAUAAUGAAUGAAAUAAGCAUCUGUCAAAAUACAGAACAGAUUUAUCUUCUCAAAAGAUAUCUUCUGAUAUAUAUGUGCUGCCUUUGACAAAUGUUUGAAGCCAGUUUCCUUUGAAGGAAUCUUGACGAUUGAAUUUUCUCUCCAUAUUUCCUCUUUUUAGGAAGUGUGUAAAGAAUUAUGAUAAAUAAUUUAAAGUAUAAACUACAGAAUCCAAGGCAGUUGUUUUACUCUGUAUUUAUGAAUGAUGUCUGUCAUCAUUUUACGAUUCCAAACUGAUCCAUUCUGAAAAACAAAUGCUUUAUCAUAAGUUAAUUAUUGAAUACAUCGAUCUGUAUUGGCGGUGUGCCCUCCAGUGGCGUAUUGCGGUACUGCGGGUGUUAAUUUUUCGCCAUUUUAAAAUAUUAUCUUUCAUCAGUGUUAGUGAAAACUAAUUGGUUUAAUGAUUUCAUUAUUUUAUCCUAAUUCAUAAAUUUGGUUUUAUCCAUUUUUUUUCCCUAAUGAAUAAAACGAUCUGUAAUGGCGGUGUUUCGCUGCCCUCCAGUGGCGUAUUGCGGUACUGCGGGUAUUUAUACGGUUUUUUUUAUUUUCGCCAUUUUUAAAUAUUAUCGUUCAUAAAUAUUAGUGAAAACUAAUUGGUUUAAUGGUUUUAUUUUAUCCUAAUUCAUAGAUUUUAUUUUAUCCAUUUAUUUUAUCUUAAUGAAUAAACCGAUCCCUAUCGCGGUGGUUCGCUGCCCUCCAGUGGCGUAUUGCGGAACUGCGGGUGUUUGUAAUUUUUUUACAUUUAUUUAUUAUUAUUUUUUGCCAUUUUAAAAUAUUAUCUUUCAUGAAUCUAAGUGAAUACGAAUUGGCUUGAUGAUUUUAUUUUAUCCUAAUUCUCUGUGAUUAUCCAUUUAAUAUAGUUAUGUUGGGAACGGAUAUCUAGGCCGCCAGAGGGCGCUCCACGCAUAACAAAGUUAAUAAAUGAAAAACCCAGAUUAAUAACAAUUAAUACCACAUAUCUUAACGAAAGAAAACUAUUUAAAUUGUAUUUACCUUACAGUGCAGUUUUAAAGAUAAAGAUAUAUAUAUAUAUAUAUAUAUAUAUAUAUAUAUAUAUAUAUAUAUAUAUAUUAAGAACGGUGGUUUGUAACGCUGCCUCCAAGUGGGCUGCGAGGUACAGCAAGAUAGUUUAUAUUAUUUGGAUACAAUUGUUAAAUAGUAUUUUCACAACACAUCUGAAUAAAAUAAAUUUGUUUUGCAUUUCGGAGUUUUUUUAACCUGUGUUUCUCUGUCUCCUAUGGGUUACGGAGAGUGACCACACUUUAAAUAUCAUUAUUAUUGUUAUAUUUAUUUUGCCAGUCUUUACUAUGCCUAUGUUGUUGUUUUUAAUCGAUCAAAUAAAGCAAUUUUGUUAAAUAUU